Molecule: messenger RNA, 360 nt
Organism: Oppiella nova
Lineage: Eukaryota; Metazoa; Arthropoda; Arachnida; Sarcoptiformes; Oppiidae
Source: the annotation of a GenBank genome assembly
AUGCACCAGGUUCAUAUAAGCGACCGAUGGUCGAAAUCAAAGAUCAAAUACCUUCAGAUGGCAUUGUUUAAUGGCGUGGGGAUCGAGACGUGGGAAAACGUAUGGGGGAUAUGGAAUCAAAUGACUGAUCGGGACUGUCAGGCCACCAAAAUGGUUGCAAAUAUAAUGAGAGAGUUUGCGCCAUUACUCACGAGUGACUUGUGGACACCGUUUUAUAAAACUGAGCAAGAUACAAAUUUGAUAUUUGCGAGUCAAUGGCCGGGAACGGCAAAUACAAGCCUGACUUUGUGGACAUUAAUUAAUCGCUCGGAUAAAGACAGUAAUGGAUCGCAAUUAGAGGUGAAACACAACGACAAUCAU